Molecule: messenger RNA, 2068 nt
Organism: Brachypodium distachyon (stiff brome)
Lineage: Eukaryota; Viridiplantae; Streptophyta; Magnoliopsida; Poales; Poaceae
Product: embryogenesis-associated protein EMB8
Exons: 14
Coding region: 160-1935 (591 amino acids)
Molecular function (GO): short-chain carboxylesterase activity; monoacylglycerol lipase activity
Source: RefSeq, a predicted model, not a curated record
GAUCGUUCAUUCCCUUGCUAAUAAACCGACAAAACGGCUCACGUCUCUGACCGUCCAUGGCAGCGCGCUACCAGUCGUAAGCUGCAACCGGGCUCGAAUCACUCCCCUCGCUCUCGCAUCUCAGCGCGGCGACGCCUCGUCCAUACCGAUACCAAACCGAUGGCGGUCGCGGCCGCCGCCGACGAGUCGGCUGGCGAGCUGCUGCUCCGCGCGGCGGCGCUGGUGCCGCCUGCGCACUACGCGCUCGCCGCCCUCGUCCUUGCCUCCGCCUUCCUGUACCGCUUCCUGGAGCUCCACGUCCUCGGCGACCUGCUCCGCGGCCUCCGCGGCGGCCGCGUUGCCCUCACGUUCCACCCCGACUCACAGGUUUACCAUCGCGUCGCCUCCAAGUGCCGCUCCCUCCACGGCAGGUAUCUGGCGACGCCGUGGCUGGCGAGCCCUCAUCUGCAGACACUGUUCCUGGGCAUCUGGGGGAGACCGCCUUCGUUAACGUACAGAAGGCAGCUGUACACAGUUCAUGAUGGUGGAACCAUUGCUUUGGAUUGGUUACUAGCCUUUGGCUCUGAAGAUGCAGUUGUUGGUUCUUGUGAUGAAAUUAUCUCUAAUGAUGAUUCAACACCGCUUGUUCUUGUGAUACCUGGAUUAACUAGUGAUUCUACUGCUGCUUAUGUGAAACACUUGGUCUUUUCUAUGGCGAGUAAAGGAUGGAACGUGGUUGUAAGCAAUCACAGAGGUCUGGGUGGCAUCUCCAUAACUUCCGAUUGCUUUUACAAUGCCGGAUGGACGGAAGAUAUUCAUGAAGUUGUUAAUUACAUUCAUCAAAAGUAUCCGGAGGCUCCGCUAUUCACUGUUGGGACAAGCAUUGGUGCCAAUAUUCUGGUCAAAUAUCUUGGAGAAGAGGGUGAAAGUACUCCUGUAGCUGGUGCUGCAUCUAUUUGUUCACCCUGGGAUCUUCUGGUGACCAACAGAUUUAUUUCUCGUAAGCUUGUGCAGCGUUUUUAUGAUAGGGCUCUUGCAAUUGGUCUCAAAGGAUAUGCAAAGCUACACCAACCAAUCUUGGCACGACUUGCAAAUUGGGAAGCUAUUAGUACGUCACGCUCUACCCGGGAAUUUGACCAUCAUGCCACUUGCGUCGUUGCGAAGUACGAGACAGUGGACACAUUUUACCGUCGGUGCAGCAGUGCAAACUAUAUUGGUAGUGUGUCUGUUCCCUUGCUCUGUAUCAGUGCUUUAGAUGACCCCCUUUGCACAAGGGAGGCCAUUCCUUGGGACGAAUGCAGGGCGAAUAAAAAUGUUGUUUUGGCAACCACACCUAAUGGUGGGCAUCUUGGUUUUUUUCAAGGCCUAACUGCUGGAAGACUAUGGUGGGUGGAACCUGUUUCUGAGUUUCUCUCUGCUCUCCAUGAUAGUCCUUGCAUGCAUCGGCCAAAGACCCAAGAACAUGGAAUGCACUCCUCGUUAGAAUCAUCCAUUGAUAAGGGCCCAUAUGUUAAUUUCAUGGAAGACGGAAUGGUAGCUGCACUAACAAAUGAGGAUACCGACAUACGGGACUCCUCGAAUAACCAAAUUGUCCACAAAACAGAACCAAGUGAUGGCAUUGUUGAUGUACAACAAAAUGGAGUCACCACAGAGUUACAGGAUGAGUGUCACAGUACUGUGAAGAACAGAAGCAGCUCAGAAAAUAAUGUAACACCUGCCCAAGGCCCUGUAGGGUCACAAGAGCAGCGAGAAGAGCUCUCCAUAGAUAAAAUCCAAGAUGUCAUGGCUCCUGUUAAGAAAUCCAUUAACCAGCUCAUUCGAUCCCAAGGGAGGUCAGUCUGGUGGCUUGCUUACAUUGCUGUGGUAACAUCUUGGCCCUUGCUCUGUGCCCUAGGUUUUAUCUUGUUUAGGAAAAAGCUCAGGAAUUCUUUACUAGCAAAGUGGAUAAGAAGCUAAAGAAAUUGUCAUGUUUCUUCAGACACAAAUUUGUUUAUAAUAUGUAAAAUUAUUGUCAGAACCAGUGAUGCACAUAUUUAUUUGUCCAACAGUGCUUGAGGAGAUAAAUAAAAGAUAAAGUUAUGGCAUACCA